Messenger RNA from Nannochloropsis gaditana CCMP526, 262 nucleotides. RefSeq lists its product as uncharacterized. The transcript is spliced from 2 exons. The record is from RefSeq and is a predicted model, not a curated record. The annotation marks the transcript as partial.
CUUUUUGCCUGUGCGACGACUGUGCGACCGUCGGAGACGGAACAAGAUGCAAAUCCUGUGCGGACAUAUGCUUCUCCUUUUCAAUGCGGUCACGAUGGCCUUUGCACCGGCCGGUUGGCUGGCAUCGUCUUCAUCGCUAGAGGGAUGCCUCAAGAGCUUACCCCCUCCUUCCAUUCAGGCACCCGAUGCCUUUUCCCGACUUUCCACACCUCCCGAACGCCGCUCCGUCCAUCGACCUCCCUCUCCCCCGGGCCCCUCCUGC